AUGGCGGGGAAGGCGGCCGCCCCGGGCGCCGCGGUGCUGCUGGUCACGGCCAACGUGGGCUCGCUCUUCGACGACCCCGACAACCUGCAGAAGAACUGGCUGCGGGAGUUCUACCAGGUGGUCCACACGCACAAGCCCCACUUCGUGGCCCUGCACUGCCAGGAGUUCGGAGGGAAGAACUAUGAAGCCUCCAUGUCCCAUGUGGACAAGUUCGUCAAGGAGCUGCUGUCCAGCGAGGCCAUGAAGGAGUACAGCCGGGCCCGCGUCUACCUGGACGAGAACUACCGGUCGCAGGAGCUCUUCACGGCCCUAGGAAGCUUCUAUUUUCUUCACGAAUCCUUGAAAAGCAUUUCCCAGUUCGACUUUAAAGCUAAAAAGUAUAAAAAAGUCACCGGCAAAGAGAUCUACUCAGACACGCUGGAGAGCACGCCCAUGCUUGAAAAGGAGAAGUUCCCGCAGGACUACUUCCCCGAGUGCAAAUGGUCGCGGAAGGGCUUCCUGCGGACGCGCUGGUGCCUCGCCGACUGCGCCUUCGACCUGGUGAACAUCCACCUGUUCCACGACGCGUCCAACCUGGUGGCCUGGGAGACGAGCCCCUCGGUGUACUCGGGCGUGCGGCGCAAGGCGCUGCGCUACGUGCUCGACAGAAUCCUCGACCAGCGAUCUGAGAACGUCUCCUACUUUGUCUUCGGCGACUUCAACUUCCGGCUGGACUCCAGGUCGGUGGUGGAGACGCUGUGCGCCAAGGCCACCAUGCAGACCGUCCGGGCCGCCGACACCAACGAGGUGGUGAAGCUGAUAUUCCGGGAGUCGGACAACGACAGGAAGGUGAUGCUGCAGCUGGAGAAGAAGCUCUUCGACUACUUUGACCAGGACGUCUUCCGGGACGACCACGGCGCCGCGCUCCUGGAGUUUGACAAGGAGCUGUCUGUCUUCAAGGACAGGCUGUGUGAACUGGACAUCUGCUUCCCGCCCAGCUACCCCUACAGCGAGGAUGCCCGCCAGGGCCGGCAGUACAUGAACACCCGCUGCCCUGCCUGGUGCGACCGUGUGCUCAUGUCCCCCGCGGCCAAGGAGCUGCUUCUGCGGUCGGAGAGCGAGGAGAAGGUCGUCACCUACGACCACAUCGGGCCGGACGUCUGCAUGGGGGACCACAAGCCCGUGUUCCUGGCCUUCCGACUCGCGCCCGGGGCAGGUAAAGCGCGCGCGCGCGUGCACACGUGCUGUGUGGUGCAGUGACGGCGGGAGGCGGAGCCCGCGGCCCGAGCGG
Talpa occidentalis (Iberian mole) is the source of this 1270-nucleotide messenger RNA. RefSeq names its product inositol polyphosphate-5-phosphatase A (gene INPP5A). Gene Ontology annotation, biological process: phosphatidylinositol dephosphorylation. Gene Ontology annotation, molecular function: inositol-polyphosphate 5-phosphatase activity. The record is from RefSeq and is a predicted model, not a curated record. Lineage: Eukaryota; Metazoa; Chordata; Mammalia; Eulipotyphla; Talpidae. The transcript is spliced from 16 exons. Bases 1 to 1239 code for a protein of 412 amino acids.